This is a messenger RNA of Striga asiatica, 375 nucleotides long. The record is from the annotation of a GenBank genome assembly. Lineage: Eukaryota; Viridiplantae; Streptophyta; Magnoliopsida; Lamiales; Orobanchaceae.
AUGACAAGCCAGAAAGAAAGCAAAGGUUGUUGCUGUGAGAAAGAAAGAAGUGUGAAACUGAGCCAGUACCAACCACAUCUAGCUGACAAGCCAAUUCAAGCCCGUCCCUGGACAAUCGAGUUUGGUAAAGGAAGGGGCAAGCCUAAACCCAUGCUCAAACCUAUAAUCCUUUUGCUAUCGUGCUCAGUCCGGUGCUAUUCUCAGAGACAGGUACGGAAGAUUCUCCGGUGCGGAAGAAAGGAGUUAUCGAAGCAGGACAAAAUCACUAAUAAGUCAAAAGCCACAGGAGCAGCGGGCAAGUGCUUGGUAGGCCAACAGCCCAAUGAACCGGGCGGGGCGCACACUGCAGCUUCCUGCAUUCGUACUUCUGACUAG